CCAUUUCUUCUUCCAUGGCUGUUUCCUUGUUCUCUCAGCUGCAUCUGCAUCCACUGCUUCAUGGUAACAACAAAAUCUCUUUGUCUCUGCAAUCUCAACAAAGGUUUCAUUCACCAUCCAAGGCUGUUAGUAUUAUUCAGUGUUGCUCGAGUUCUUCAAACCACAGCAUCAAGCUCAGAACUUGCAAGAACUGCAAAUCUCAAUUCGACCCUUCACUCAAUCACCCUCUUGCUUGUCGCUUUCACACUGCCCAUUUUGGUGGAGAAACUAAGAGGAAGUUUGAGAGUGUUUAUGAAGGGGGCACCAUGAACACUCCUGAUUCCGGCAAAGUUUUUCAGUAUUGGCAUUGCUGCGGAUCCGAAGAUCCCUUCCAUCCUGGCUGCACUUCUGCACCUCACUCCUCUUAUGAUGACUGAUGUUCAUCAAUGUCUCUUCUUCAACUCUUCAAUUAAAAUUCUUUUAGCUAAUAUACACUUAUCAUGACUCAAUGCUAGAAAGGAUUCAGGGACUAAUAUGGUGCCUGGAGUCGGAUCUCGGGGACCAGUAUAGUAAAUUUUGAAUCUGAACGACUAAAAUGGUAAAAGUCAUAAAUCUCAGAUACCACUAUGGGGAUUUAGUCUACUCAUCUUGUGUACAAAUGUUAUUGAUUCCUUGUGUAACAAUCUCAAAAAAUGCGAUUAUUUUUGUGUGCACAAUGAAUCUGUUAUUAGUCAAGAUAUUGAUGUAGUUAGUAAUCUGUUAUUGGAAUGUUAAACUGAUUCAUAUGCUAAUGCUAUCUGAUGCUAAUCAAUA
Messenger RNA from Arachis duranensis, 792 nucleotides. RefSeq lists its product as uncharacterized. Bases 15 to 416 code for a protein of 133 amino acids. The transcript is spliced from 2 exons. Lineage: Eukaryota; Viridiplantae; Streptophyta; Magnoliopsida; Fabales; Fabaceae. The record is from RefSeq and is a predicted model, not a curated record.